Haliaeetus leucocephalus (bald eagle) is the source of this 4774-nucleotide messenger RNA. It is a transcript of the gene TBCEL, whose product is annotated as tubulin folding cofactor E-like. The transcript is spliced from 8 exons. Gene Ontology annotation, biological process: protein folding. Lineage: Eukaryota; Metazoa; Chordata; Aves; Accipitriformes; Accipitridae. Gene Ontology annotation, molecular function: alpha-tubulin binding. The record is from RefSeq and is a predicted model, not a curated record. The coding region runs from base 94 to 1368 and encodes 424 amino acids.
CGGGCCCCGGUCACGUGAUGUUUGGCUGCCGCGGAGCUGCUUCCGGGUCAAUGCAGGACGCGGCCGCCGGGCUUGGAACUCCAAGAAGGGAGCAUGGACCAGCCCAGUGGAAGGAGUUUCAUGCAAGUUCUUUGUGAGAAAUACAGCCCCGAGAACUUCCCGUAUCGUCGUGGACCUGGUAUGGGGGUGCAUGUCCCAGCAACUCCACAGGGUUCACCUAUGAAAGAUCGCCUCAACCUUCCGAGUGUGCUAGUACUGAACAGCUGUGGCAUAACCUGUGCAGGGGAUGAGAAUGAAAUCGCUGCCUUCUGUGCUCAUGUGUCUGAGCUAGAUCUUUCUGACAAUAAACUGGAAGACUGGCAUGAGGUCAGUAAAAUUGUGUCCAACGUUCCCCACUUGGAGUUUCUAAACUUGAGUUCCAACCCUCUAAGUUUGUCCGUUUUAGAGAGAAGGUGUGCUGGGUCUUUCGCUGGUGUUCGCAAACUUGUGCUCAACAACAGCAAAGCUUCCUGGGAAACAGUCCACACAAUCCUGCAGGAAUUACCAGACUUGGAGGAGCUCUUCCUGUGCCUUAACGACUAUGAAACAGUGUCUUGUUCUCCGGUUUGCUGUCAGUCUCUCAAAUUACUCCACAUAACUGACAAUAAUCUUCAAGACUGGACUGAAAUUCGAAAAUUGGGAAUUAUGUUUCCAUCACUGGACACACUUAUUCUGGCUAACAACAACCUCACGACCAUUGAAGAGUCGGAAGAUUCCCUAGCAAGGCUGUUCCCCAACCUGCGAUCCAUCAACUUGCACAAGUCAGGUCUGCAUUGCUGGGAGGACAUUGACAAGUUAAAUUCUUUUCCCAAGCUCGAGGAAGUAAAAUUGCUAGGAAUCCCUUUGCUGCAGUCCUACACCACUGAGGAGCGCAGGAAGCUGCUAAUAGCCAGGUUGCCAUCUAUUGUCAAGCUCAAUGGAAGCAUCGUUGCCGAUGGGGAGCGAGAGGACUCGGAGCGAUUCUUCAUCCGAUAUUACAUGGAGUUCCCAGAGGAGGAAGUCCCAUUCAGGUAUCACGAGCUGGUCACAAAGUACGGGAAGCUGGAGCCCUUGGCAGUCGUGGAUCUUCGGCCACAGAGCAGCGUGAAGGUGGAGGUUCACUUCCAGGAUAAGGUGGAAGAGAUGUCGAUCCGUCUUGAUCAGACUGUGGCAGAAUUGAAGAAGCACUUAAAAACUGUGGUGCAGUUGUCAACAAGCAACAUGCUGCUCUUCUACUUGGACCAGGAAGCUCCUUUUGGUCCCGAGGAGAUGAAAUACAGCUCGCGAGCACUGCAUUCUUAUGGCAUUCGGGAUGGAGAUAAAAUUUAUGUGGAACCUAGAAUGAAAUAGCCUCUUUUGACCUUGUGAGUGCACACACGUGCACACACAUGCCCCCACACACCCACACACAUGCAUUAAGGAAUUUUUGCAAGGUUUUUAUUUCAGUUGGUUGGUUGAGGUUUGGUUGCGUUUCUGUAGCAGGUAAUUUCUUAGCCCGGAUGAAGUGCCCUGAUCUGAGAACCAUGCCCACCAUCCACUGCAGGUGACCUUGAGAUGACAACUGACUGCAGUGCAUGUGUUUCAGUGUGUGCAAUACCUUGAUGUUUUCUUCGAUGCUCCGGUAUACUCGUGAUUUGGCGCGAAUGGUCAGUUGUUCAAGCUAAAAAAUGCUAGGGUCCAUAAGGGACAAGAUAGCUCGGUGCAGAAUUUGAUCUGGUUUUUUCUUUUUCUAAAUUUUUGGGGUUUUGGCUCCACCAGAGCACCCUUUGGCCUAGCUAUCUGACUGUGGCUCGAGCUUGCCGAAGUAUUUUUUGCAGCUGGGUGCUGUCUCAACCUUCUGUUGCGUUUGAGUUCACUGAAAAGAUCUAAAACAGUAUUCUGCUUGAUUCAGAGCUCAGGUACUUAGUGCAUCCACUUAACUCUACUGGUUUGGUUGGUAUGAGUGCACAAAAUGGGGGAAAGAAAGAGACCUUAUUAGAAAGAAACAAUUUAUUUUCAAAACGCACGCUCUAUAUCCAUGCUGUCCUAUUCUGAUUUUGGGGGAAAAAAAAGUUUUGAUUUCUGUACCAGUCUCACACAGUGUCUACAACGCAUAGCACUGGCAGUCCGGAGGCACAGGGACCCUUGCCGUGUGCGUUGCAAAGUGAAUUUUGGAAGGCGGUGGAUGGGUGUUGCGUUGGAAGGGCUUUUAGAGUAACAGGUCAAAAAGGGGUUGAAGAGCAGAUUCCCCCCCGCUGGCCAUGACUCAUCCCUGCGAUGCUGAAGGGAUCCUCCAGUAUGCACUUAACUUCAUACCAGUUUGUACUGAAAGUGGAAUGGCUAAAAUUCCUCUCCUGAGAGAGAGUAAGAGUAAAGUUGAAGUUUGUGUUUGUUGCUGUUGCACCAGAAAUGAAACCUAGCACUUUCCCUGGGGGCCCCUGGCUCUGGGGUCCCUGCUUAGGGUCCAAACUAGGAGAAUGUGUUGGCUCAGAUCAGUUUCUAGAAGAUGAGUAACAAAGCAACUAGACUCACAUUUAUUGGAAAGCAGGUUUUUACUAUCUAUAUUGGCUUGCCCCCACACGCACCUCAUAGUCAUCACGUGCUGCUGCUUAAAUUAGCCCCCGUUUUCUACUGCAGAGCAGAUUCCCUUUCUUGUGCAAUGAAAUCCUCCUUCCUUUGUAUCCCUUGUUUUGCUUUCCUGUGUCCUCCCCUUGUUCCUCUGUUCCCCUGACAAGUUGAAGACUUUUCAAAUUACCUAGGUACAAACAGCUGCAUAAAAGUUUUUGAAGCUGUGCAGUGAGGUCUCUAGUUACAUGUGAACUUCUGACCUUAAUUUUGAAAUGCUCCCUUAUCCCCAUAUGCACUUUCUUUCCCAUGAUGCUUUUGUCCACAUCACCAAGCUCCUUUUAUAUUCUUGGAGUUGUAUAUUUCUCGUCAUAUUUUACCUAGAUUGAGGGGUGGGGUAGGAUGGGGAGGGGACAAAGUAUUAUCUCAUAGUCUUCAGGUUCAGGAUGUGGGGACCAUUCGGAGGGGAGUAGUUCCGCAUCCAGAGUAAUGAUUAAAAAUGGAAGGAUUUAAGACAAGUUAAUAAUUUGUGCCUCAUCCCCCUGCCAAAAAUGUCAAUCUCCUGGCCCCGUUGAGAAUGAGCAAUAGGAAAUGGAGCAAGAUUUGCAGUAGGUAGCGUAGAGGCCGCGGCACAUAGAUGCGGGGCCGUGGUACCUGUAAAACAAAAGAGCGGGGAGAUGGCGGCAGUGUAGCAUAAGAUGAUGCUUUUAUAAGCUAGAGCUUUACUGAAGAUGUAUUUUCCAUUUGGGCAGAGAAAGGCAUUUGCUGCCUUAUAGCAGAACUCUCAAGCCAACACUUCUGUAUGAUAUAUACAUACAUAUGCAUAGGAAAAGUUGUGUUUAAUAAGAUAUUUUGUUAUAAAACAAAGUUUUAUGAAGAUAUGGUUGUUUAAUAUUAGAAGCCUAUUUCUCCCCAUGACCUCCAGUUUAAGUAGGUUAUCCCUCAGUCGCGGCAGUGUCAGAGGUAAGCGACCGACGGGGAUGCAAAAGUAUCUCUGACGUAAUUCUAUAGAGAAGUAAUUGCCUAUGUGGGUAUAUUUAUGGCAUUGUAACUGGUAUUAAUGAGAUGCUGUAACUGUUGACCAACUUCCUCAGCACAAUUAAAUGUCUCUGUUUCAGAGAAGGAAAUAAACAAAGACCAUUAAAGAGUUGAAUGGGAUGUUAAAGAAGACCCAAAUAUGUGCUUUUACAUUUGUUCACCCACAAAAGGUUAGCCUGUCUGCAGAGGGAAUGGUGCUGUCACCGCACCAGCUCCGAACUGUCCGUAAAUCAUGCUUUUAUUUACGGCGGACCUCGUAGGAACUGGAAGAUGGAAAAAGAGAACACCUACUGGCAUACGAGGUCAACAAGCGCUAUGCAGCUGCCGGGGAUUUGGUGCUAACACCCAAACCGGCUCCCCUGGUCUGUUCAGGUCAGCAAAAGUCACGAUAUGAAUAUCACCGCCUUGCCACUUCAUCGGGGGAAGGUUGUUUCUGGAUGAUGUUCUCAAGCCAUUCACCUUCUGCACAGCUAGCAGAGCACUCGUGGGGUGGAAACCAAAAAUCUCGGUUGGCUUCCCAAGGAGAAGGAGUCACGUCCAAAACCCAGGGACGGUUUAUGCAUCCAUAUGAUUGACUUUGGAAAGUAGGGCCAAAUGGCAUGCCACUGAUGUGGGAAAAAUAUCCCAAGUCGGCUCGCUUUCCUUUUGUAAUGCCUUUUGGGAAAGGGUCUUGUAUGUGUGCCAUGUUGCUGCUUAACAGGGAACCAUGUCUUGGGGAGAGAGGGAAGGGCUUUGAGCAAGAGAGGGGGUUUGGGACUAACGGUGGGUGCCAAGAAUCCGGGAGGGUCCCAAGAAGGCUGGCGGUUUGAUUUAAAUCGAUGCAAUGUCAGGAGGGGCUGUGUCCCAGUGUUGCUGGCAUAUACCCGCUUUAGCAAAAGGUCCCUUGUUCUGUUGCAUUCCUUUGAGAAAACAAAAUAAGAGUUCCAAGCUUCUCUAGCUUUUGUGUCUUCUAUCCGAGGGCUACUUUUGUCAAGAACUGUUUUGUUGUUCAUGCUAGUUUGUGCAUAAAAGUCUGCUGCGGGCAGUCUACACAGUGGGCAAAGCACCUGGUUCGGAAGGAAUUAGGUGACAGCUAUAUACCAAAGUGUCGCACAGCUCCGUGUGCUGAGAUUAGAUGCUGUGCCAUUGUGUUUUUGGAUACAUUCCUAUUGAAUAUCCAUGUUUUGACCAGAUG